Messenger RNA from Parnassius apollo (apollo), 3300 nucleotides. Lineage: Eukaryota; Metazoa; Arthropoda; Insecta; Lepidoptera; Papilionidae. The record is from the annotation of a GenBank genome assembly.
AUGGAAUCAAAUGGAACGCGCAAAGGGCCGCUGCCUGGAGGUCGCCAGGGCGCGUCUGGAGCUGGCGCUGGACGCGACAGCAUGCGAACCGCCAGCCGAGCGCGAGGUGCUGCACGACCACCCAGCAGCUCCUCGCAUCCAUCAUCCCCACCAGCUGGCUUGGUGUCGGCAGGGUCUUCGCGGGCUCAGCAAUCGGCACCCGCCACUGGUGGAGUACGCCGCAUGCGUUGGACAACCCAGAUGAACAGCAACGCAUUGCGGGCGUAUUUUAGGGCGAAAGGGGGAGAAACUGGAGGUUUUGCGUAUCGGGCAAGGAUGCAUCGACUUUUUGCUGAGCUGGAGCCAUCUGUAACCGUCACCGAGCAAAACCUGGCAGACCGAGUUCGGUAUAUCUUGCGCUCAAAUACAUUUGAUGUCACCGAACUCGAACGGCUACGACGUGAGGCUGUUCCUUCAUCGGGUGAAAAUGCUGCGGCUGAGGAUGCGGCGCCACAACUUGCUGAGCAAACGGCAAAUGUGGAUGCCGCCGUGAAUACGCCAGUUGUGGUUGAUUCAAACGAUGAUGGAACAGUCGCCCAGGAACUGGAACUAGAGCAAAUGAGGAGUACAUUGGAAGAGGCGAUUGUGGAAACGCGCAGUACGACUCUCGAAAAUCGACCGCGACUUCCCCGCUUAGCCCUAAGCAAGCGGAAUCGGGCUGUCGUGAGGGCUCUGAACCCAAUGCUGGUUACCUAUUUGGAAGCCAGCCGGGACCUUUGCGAUACGGACUCAAUUCUUUUUGGCGCCGCACUGGCAGUCUGCCGUAUUAUAGGUGCCAAACUUUCCACGGCUGGACGCGCUACUGGACAAAGUAGUGCUAUCCCAGCCUGGAGAAUAAGAAUUGAAGAACGUAUCGCAAAGGCUAGGGCCCUCAUCGGCAGACUGAUAUGCUUCAGGUCAGGCAAUACCAGGCCAAGGAUUGUGCGCACCGUCAGGAUGGCGUUUGCUGGGACAAAUGUUAGUUUGUCCCAGCCGGAUAUAAUGCAAAAACUGACGGAGCGCAUAGACGACCUGAAGCAAAGAAUAGCUGCUUGGGGAAAGCGGAUUCGGCGAUAUACCGAGAGGUCGACACGGUUCAACCAGAAUCGUCUCUUCCAGAGUGAUCAGAAGAGGCUCUAUAAAUCAUUGGAGCGACCAAUAGUAAGUGGAACGGGCCCUGCACCAAAUCAGGCCGACAUGGUCGCAUUCUGGCGCAGCCUGUGGUCAGAGCCCGUAAACCACAACGAGGGCCCUUGGACGGAAGUUGUGGCGAGUCAGUGUGCGAGUAUUACGCCCAUGGACCCCGUCAUCAUAACGCCGGAUGACGUAGCUGAGGCGGUCCGUAGGGCCCCGAACUGGAAAAGUCCGGGGCUUGACGGGCUGCAUCACUACUGGCUGAAGGGGUUCAUGGUGUGUCACUCUGUGCUCGCCCGACAGUUUCAAGAGGCUCUCAACCAGAAGUCGCUCCCAAGCCUCUUCACUACUGGGAUCACUCAUUUGGUUCCUAAAGAUCAGGGUGCCACAGACCCGAGCAAAUACCGCCCCAUCACGUGGCCGCUGCCUGGAGGUCGCCAGGGCGCGUCUGGAGCUGGCGCUGGACGCGACAGCAUGCGGGCCGCCAGCCGAGCGCGGGGUGUUGCAAGACCACCUAGCAGCCCCCCGCAUCCAUCAUCCCCACCAGAAGGCUUGGUGUCGGCUGGGUCUUCUCGGACUCAGCAAGCGGCACCCGCCGCUGGUGGAGCACGUCGCAUGCGUUGGUCUAAAUCAAUGAAUGAAAACGCACUGCGGGCGUAUUUUAGGGCAAAAGGGGAAGAAACUGGAUGUUUGGCGUAUCGGGCUCGGAUGCAUCGCUUUUUUGCAGAGCUGGAGCCAUCUCUAUCCGUCACUGAGCAAAACCUGGCAGACCGAGUUAGGUACAUCCUGCGCUCCAACAUAUUUGGUGACGCCGAACUCGAGCGACUACGACGUGAGGCUAUUCCUUCAUCGAAUGGAAAUGCUACGGCUGGGAAUGCGGCGCCACUAGAUGCGCAACAAACUGCAUAUGUGGAUGCUGCCGUCAACAUUCCAUUUGUGGCUAAUUCAGACGAUGAUGGAAUAGUCUCCCACGAACUAGAGAAAAUGAGGAGCAUAUUGGAAGAGUCGAUGCUGGAAACGCGCAGCAUGCCUCUCGAAAAUCGACCGCGACUUCCCCGCAUACCCCUUAGCAAGCGAAAUCGGGCUGUCGUACGGGCUCUUAACCCAAUGCUGGUGACCUAUUUGGAAGCCAGCCGGGACCUUUGCGAGACGGAUUCAAUUCUUUUUGGCGCCGCACUGGCAGUAUGCCGUAUUAUUGGCGCCAAACUUCCCGUGGCUGGACGUGCUACUCAAAAAAGUAGCGCCAUCCCAGCCUGGAGAAAAAGAAUUGAGGACCGUAUCGCAAAGGCAAGGGCCCUUAUCGGCAGACUGACAAGCUUCAGGUCGGGUAAUAAUAGACCGAGGAUUAUGCGCACCGUUAGGAUGGCGUUUGCUGGGACAAAUAUCAGUUUGUUCCAGCCGGAUAUCACGCAAAAACUAACGGAGCGCAUAGAUGACCUGAAGCAAAAAAUCGCUGCUUGGGGGAAGCGGAUUCGACGAUUUAGCGAGAGGUCAAGGCGGUUCAACCAGAAUCGUCUCUUCCAGAGUGAUCAGAAGAGGCUCUAUAAAUCAUUGGAGCGACCAGAGGUAUGUGGAGCGGGCCCAGGACCGGAUCAGGCGGACACUGUCGCAUUUUGGCGUGGCCUGUGGUCAGAGCCCGUAAACCACAGCGAGGGCCCUUGGAUGGAAGUUGUGGCGAGCCAGAGUGCAAGUGUUACGCCUAUGGACCCCGUCACCAUAACGCCUGAAGACGUGGCUGAGGCGAUCCGUAGGGCCCCGAACUGGAAAAGUCCGGGGCUCGACGGGCUGCAUCAUUACUGGCUGAAGGGGUUCGUAGUGUGUCACGCUGUGCUCGCCCGACAGUUUCAAGAGGCUCUCAACCAGAAGUCGCUCCCGAGCCUCUUCACUACUGGGAUCACUCAUUUGGUUCCUAAAGAUCAGGAUACCACAGACCCGAGCAAAUACCGCCCCAUCACUUUCAAUCAGCUGAACGACACGAGGAGAGAUCUCACACAGUUAAUAAACCUGUGGAGGAAUACAAAAAACAAUAUUAAAAAGAGGGACUUCGAAUAUAGGCGCAAUUGUAAUGCAACUGGUGGAGGCCCUCGCCCGCCUAGUCCCACCUCUAGAAGAUGUGCAAAUAAUGCAAAUAUUUCCUGCUGUGUUUGA